AUGGUUGAUCAGUUCGACCAUGUAGUUGGAAACAUUAUGUCCUAUAACACACUAUGUUUUUCUGACAAAGAGUUGCCCACCAAAGGCAAGAAGCAUAACAACUCUCUUUACAUAUCCAUGGGAUAUGAAAGAGACUCUCUUUCGCAUGUCUUGGUGGAUAUUGGCUCUUCUUUGAAUGUAAUGCCGAAGAUUACUCUUGGCAAGUUGUCCUAUAUUGGUGAUGAUAUCAAACCGAGUGAGGUCGUUGUGAAGGCCUUUAAUGGUUCUAGGAGGACCGUAAUGGGUGAAAUUGUCUUGCCGAUGAUGGUUGGUCCGCAACAAUUUCAAAUUCUCUUCCAGGUGAUGGAUAUUAAUCCCAGUUACAGUUGUUUGCUUGGGAGACCAUACAUUGACAUAGAAGAGGACGCUAUCAUCACCCAGUUUCAAGGGCUUGAAAUUGAAAAUGAAAUGCGAAUUAAGGAUCUCGAUGAAGAGAAGGUGGGGACUUCUAUGUCAUCUUUGAAAGAUGAACAGCAAGUAGUGGCCAGUGGUCAAAUCUUGGGUUGGGGCAAGAUCGUGCAACUCAAUGAUAACAAAGACCGUACUAGAUUUCUCAAUAAACCAAUUGAACGGAAUGACCAUGUGCCCUCUCUCGACUUUGAGUUCCUAGUGUAUGAAGCAGAGGAAGAAGAGUUUGAAGAGAUCCCAUAUGAAAUUUCCAGAUUGCUAGAGCAAGAGGACAAUACUCUCGAGCCCUACAAAGAGCCGAUGGAAUUGAUCAACUUGGGAACUGAGGAGGAUAUGAAGGAAGUGAGAAGUGGGGCAUUAUUCGAUUCAUAUGUGAAGCACAAGUUAACAAUGUUGCUAAGAGAGUAUGUUGAUGUGUUUGCUUGGUCAUACCAGGACAUGCCAAGGUUAGACACCGAUAUUGUUGAACACAAGCUGUCACUCUGGCCUGAAUGCCCAUCUGUGAAGCAAAAUCUAAGAAGAAAUCAUCUCGACAUGGCUGUCAAAAUCAAAGAAGAAGUACAAAAACAGAUUGAUGCCGGAUUUCUGAUCACGUCUAUAUACCCCCAAUGGAUUGCCAACAUUGUGCCUAUGCCGAAGAAGGAUGGAAAGGCCAGGAUGUGCGUGGAUUAUAGGGACCUAAAUAGAGCCAACCCGAAGGAUGACUUUCCUCUACCUCACAUAGAUAAGUUGGUAGAUAAUACUGUAUAA
Lathyrus oleraceus (garden pea) is the source of this 1197-nucleotide messenger RNA. RefSeq lists its product as uncharacterized. NCBI's taxonomy places the organism in Eukaryota, Viridiplantae, Streptophyta, Magnoliopsida, Fabales, Fabaceae. The record is from RefSeq and is a predicted model, not a curated record. The transcript has 3 exons. The coding region runs from base 1 to 1197 and encodes 398 amino acids.